AUGUCAGAUAUGCAGGCACUAGAUAGAGUGCGGCCUGGACCCGAUGUGGAUACCCAGUUGGCCCAGCAGCCGAAUCAUCGGUCAAGUCCGCUUUGGAGUUGCGCCGCUGACGAGGAGGUGCCUGGCAUGAUAAAGGUUCGACGCCGUAAAUGUGUAUUGCCACAGGGUGGGUUAGAUCCAUGUAUCAUGCAACACAUAGAUGCAGCAGGGUUGAAUGGUUUAUUCAAGGUUCCUGAUAUGGAGGUCGACCACGCCUUGAUCACGGCGUUGGUUGAGCGGUGGCGUCCGGAGACGCACACGUUCCACUUACCUCAUGGAGAAAUGGGUAUCACCUUGCAAGAUAUGGAGGUGAUGCUGGGGCUUCCGGUGGAUGGGUUGCCUGUCACUGGGAAGACAGACUACAUAUGGAAUGAGCUGUGCGAACAGUUGUUGGGCCAUAAACCUCCACCCCCGAUACCAAACUCAAACAAGUCUAUCCUUGCUGGGGCGAGGAUAAGAUACACCUGGCUUGAUGCACAGUUUGCCGAUCCCUUAGUUGCGGACGCUGCUGACGAAGUCGUGCAGCAACAUGCCUGCUACCACCUACUUGUACGGAUGGGGGCCCUCUUGUUCAUGGACAGGUCUGCGGACCGGGUCUCACUGCUGCCUCUGCAGUUGCUCAACCCAGUCAGCAAUGCGAGACGGUAUAGCUGGGGUAGUGCAGCAUUGGCCUGGCUGUAUAGGCAACUUUGUGGUGCAUCGAAGAAGGAUGCGAUGCAGAUUGGAGGAGCACUGUUGUUGGUGCAGCUAUGGGCCUAUUCAAGGUUGACACAAUUAUGCCCUGUUGUGAGGCCGCCUCUACCACCAGUGCACUCAGGGCCCCUUGCCAUUAGGUGGAGCGGGCCAAAAUGCACCGCAGAGCAUGCCACACACGUCCUUGCUGCGUACCGGGCGUCACUGGCUACAGUACGGGCCGAGCAGAUUGUAUGGGAGCCGUAUACGCAUACGCUAGGCUCCCUACCUGCGUAUUGCACUGCUGGGCAGCAUAUUUGGAGGGCCGAGGUGCCGUUGAUAUUCUUUUGGAUAGUGGAGUGGCAUCAUCCUGAGCGAGUCCUCCGUCAGUUUGGGAUGAAGCAACCAGUUCCAAGUGUCGUGGAUACGUCAACUACCCUUCACAAGAUAUCCCUUCAGGGUAAAUGGGAGAAGAACUGGGAGGUAGAACAUGAUCCCUUUAUUCGGCAAUGGGCCAACCGAGUGAAUGUAGUUCGUGGGUCCGAUCUCCUAGACGAUGAUGAUACGUAUCUCGUUGAGUACAUGAUGUGGUACAAUCGCCACACAAGGCGGUACAUAACACCAGAUUCCGCAUAUUGGGAACUCAUGGUGAGGCAACAAUUCCUAUUUUAUGGAUGA
Molecule: messenger RNA, 1389 nt
Organism: Quercus lobata
Lineage: Eukaryota; Viridiplantae; Streptophyta; Magnoliopsida; Fagales; Fagaceae
Product: serine/threonine-protein phosphatase 7 long form homolog
Exons: 4
Coding region: 1-1389 (462 amino acids)
Biological process (GO): meristem maintenance; meristem development
Source: RefSeq, a predicted model, not a curated record